AUGCUAAAAUUUUCAAUGAUUAAUAUAGAGAAAGGAUUAUAGCAUAGCAUAGCAAACUGCUUAAAAACUAUAAAAUUAAUUAUUAGUUUUGAAUUAAAUUUUCCAAAUACUUUACACAUAAAGAAUUUGUAUUAUUAAUAAUCGUAAAAUUUCAAAAUUAGAUUUAAAUGGUACCUAAAGUUGGAUAGACUGAUUGCUUUUAAAUAUUCUAAAAAUAAAUCUAUUGAAAUUGAAUUUUCAUAUCUCAGAUUUAAAUGUGGAUUUUAGAAUUACAACAAGACAAAAUAAAAUGAAUCAGAAGGAUCAUUCAAAACCUAAUCAUAAAUCUUGUUGACUUUUGCAAAUGACAUAGUACAAAUAAAAGAAAGUAAAGAAUCAAAUGCAAAAAAAAAUUCGUUUCUUUAUUAGCCAGAAGUUAGAAAUACCUUAGAAUAAUAAUUGUAAACAGAAGAAAAUCCAAUACCAAGUAAUAUCUUAAGUAUAAUAUUUCUUCCAAAUACUUUGAUAAAGAUCAAACUGACCUCUAUACUGUUCUUGUUUAAAAAUUAAUUAAGAUAAAGCUCGCAUUUUAAAUUGA
Molecule: messenger RNA, 577 nt
Organism: Paramecium pentaurelia
Lineage: Eukaryota; Ciliophora; Oligohymenophorea; Peniculida; Parameciidae
Source: the annotation of a GenBank genome assembly